UAAAUUGUGUGAACAGGAGGACUAGAGAUGAAGAAGGAAAAGGUGCCUAAAAGCAAAGAUAAAAAAAAGCAGAAAACAGUUUGGGAAGACACAAGAAAUGAAGAGGACGAAGCAACUAGUACAGAUCAGAAAAUGCAGGAAACAAGAUCUGAAGAGGAGGAAAAAGAAAAGGUUAAGUUGUGGCAGAAAACAUGUUUGGAUGUGAUGCAGAAAGAAGAGGUGUUGAAAACUCUUCAGCUGUUAUUGAAGUCGGUGAAUAGAGACAAAAAGAAAGCUCUGUUGUCUGAUGAUAAAGAGGAAAUACAACUACAGUUUGCUGUGAAAAAGAUUCCAAGUGUCAAAAACAAAAUUAUUAAGCUGAGGUUACCACAUUCAGUAUGGAGACCAGAACAGGAGGUCUGCCUUUUUGUAAAGGACCUUAAUAAGUCCUCAAGGGAACAUGAAGUGACAGAACGACACUUUAAAGAUCUUUUGUCAUCAAAAGGCAUCAGUUGCAUAACUCAGGUUAUACCUUUAAAGUGCCUGAAGCUGGAGUACAAACCUUUUGAGGCAAAGCGAAAUCUUGCCAAUAUGUUUGACCUGUUUGUAUCAGAUGAAAGGAUCAUGCGCCUGUUACCUUCAUUGCUGGGAAAAAACUUCUACGGAAAAAGGAAGCAUCCAAUUCAGGUUAAUCUGAAAGCAGCAAACUUAAAAGAGGAGAUAGAAAAGGUUGUGUACGACAGCAGAUGUAUCAUUUCUGGAAUGGGAGCAUCAAGUGCAGCAACCGUAGGAUACUCCGAUAUGUCUGUCGAGAAAUUGGCUGACAAUGUCAUGAAAGCUGUGGAGUCCAUAUGUGCAGCUCUGCCUGGAGGACCUGCCAACAUACAGAGUGUGUAUGUGCGCACAGGAAAAUCCCUUGCUCUUCCUCUCUUUGCCACAUUCAGUUCAAAACAGGAAGUAAAACUUCCUAAGAAGCCAAAAAAACCGGAGCCUGUGGUUGGAGAGCUUAGCACCCUUAUGAAUGGCCAUGUACUAAUUACAAACAUGGGUGACAUCAAAGUAGGAAAGAUGGAUGAGGAUGGAAAAUUUAUGAACAUGAGACAGAAAGUUGCACCUCCGAGAACGACCAAACGAAAGAUAGAUGAGGAGUCGGAUGAUGAAAUGCAUUUUGAAGAAGUUAAAAGUAAAAAGAUAAAGAAAAACUUUGAACACAAGGAAAAUAAAACACCUGGAGAUAUAAAAGGAAAUGACAGUGUAUCUCCUGAAUUCAUACCAGAAGUGGGGGAAAAUGUGGAAACUGAAGCCACAUCAGUAACAGAGGGAAGUGUGUCAUCAAAACCAGAAAAAAGAAAAAAUGUAUCAACUAAAACUAAAUUGAGAAAAGGAAAAAAUGCAUCACCUAAAACCAAACCAGAGAAGAAGAAAAAGUUGUCAACAAAUGAAGGAGGAAAGUUAAUGAUGAAAAAAACUAAAAGUAUGAAGAACAAGAAGAGUAAAUCUGUAACAACAUGAACGUUUUGUUCACUAGCUGGGUAAUUUUGUUAACAAGGAUAUGCACAGGAAGGUUCAACUGAGAAUAUGAACUCAAAAUAGUGAUGCACGAAUCCAGUAACUGACAGGUUUUCAACCAGAUAGAGUGAAAAGAAAUGUUAACAAUUUUAUGAAUAACCUGGUCAUUUUUUUAACAUUUCUAGUAUAUGUAAGAGUGUUUCCGACAGCUGGAUUGUAAUUUUAGGUUACAUGAGAGUCAGUGGCUGGAUUACAUUUUUACGUUUCUUGAUAAUCAAGUUGCCUAUUUCAUUUAGACUUUGUAAUGUUUCUUUUAAACUCAAGUUCUGCUGUUAAAAGGGACUCCACUGAAAUUCCAUCAAAUACCAUAUUUUCUUACUAGGUUUUAUUGGAUUGUUAUAUUUUACAGGUAGGUUUAAAAAUUUAAUUGUUUUAGUUUCGAUAAAUUGAUUUCAGUAAAUCUUCAAAGAAAUUAUCUGAUGUAUUGUUUACUUAAUAUGUCUAUUUUGAAAAAAAUAAAGUAUUCAAAUUUUAAAAUCCAGUUAUGUACACCUUGUAUAUACUGCUAACAUACACAUUUAA
Ylistrum balloti is the source of this 2070-nucleotide messenger RNA. RefSeq names its product ribosomal L1 domain-containing protein 1-like. The transcript is spliced from 10 exons. NCBI's taxonomy places the organism in Eukaryota, Metazoa, Mollusca, Bivalvia, Pectinida, Pectinidae. Bases 28 to 1491 code for a protein of 487 amino acids. The record is from RefSeq and is a predicted model, not a curated record.